Messenger RNA from Helianthus annuus (common sunflower), 1842 nucleotides. RefSeq names its product protein ZINC INDUCED FACILITATOR-LIKE 1. Gene Ontology annotation, molecular function: solute:potassium antiporter activity. Gene Ontology annotation, cellular component: plant-type vacuole membrane; plasma membrane. Gene Ontology annotation, biological process: regulation of stomatal closure; transmembrane transport. NCBI's taxonomy places the organism in Eukaryota, Viridiplantae, Streptophyta, Magnoliopsida, Asterales, Asteraceae. The record is from RefSeq and is a predicted model, not a curated record. The coding region runs from base 134 to 1570 and encodes 478 amino acids. The transcript is spliced from 17 exons.
UAGCAUAGUUGCCAAACUCAACUUCUUCUCCUCCAACUCUUUGUCCUCCUCCAUAUAAAGAGUUGCAGAUUUGAUUUUGGGUUGCAACCCAUCUUUGAAUAUCAACAACAAAAGCUUUUGAAGGUUGGCGAUAAUGGCGAUCGACAACAACGGACUAAAAGACGAGCUUUUGGAGCCGGUAUACCAUGAGAAUUGCCCGGGUUGCAAAGUGGAUCGUGAUAAACGAAUGCAAACCGGAUUUCCCUUCAAAGAUCUCAUUUUUAUAUGGGUGGUGGUGUUAUGUGUUGCACUCCCUAUAUCAUCUCUCUUCCCGUUUCUCUACUUCAUGGUGAGAGAUUUUAACAUUGCGGAGAAAGAGGAGGACAUUAGUUACUAUGCAGGCUUUGUCGGGUCUGCAUACAUGAUUGGAAGGGCAUUGACAUCCGUAUUCUGGGGAGUAGUGGCUGAUCGAUAUGGUCGAAAACCAGUUAUUAUUUUGGGCACGUCGACAGUGGUUAUUUUCAACACACUUUUCGGUUUUAGUGUCAACUAUUGGAUGGCUAUUAUUACAAGGUUUCUUCUUGGCUUUUUAAAUGGGUUACUUGGACCUAUAAAGGCAUAUGCAUUGGAACUUUUCCGGGAUGAAUAUCAAGCUUUAGGACUGUCAGCCAUCAGUACAUCAUGGGGCAUAGGACUGAUCAUUGGCCCGGCGUUGGGUGGUUACCUUGCACAGCCUGCAGAGAAUUUUCCAGGUCUAGUAUCUCCGGAUUCUUUAUUCGGGAGAUUUCCGUAUUUGUUGCCUUGCCUUUGUAUCUCCGUUUUCGCGCUUUUUGUGACCAUCGGUGCAAUCUGGCUUCCGGAAACGUUGCACUUUCAUAAGAAGAACGAGUUGGAGUCUGCUUCCUGUGUUAUUGAUGCUGAGGAUAAAACAGAUGAGAAAAAAGAUUCCUCCUUAAUAAGCCUCCUCAAGAACUGGCCGUUAAUGUCUUCUAUCAUUGUCUAUUGCGUUUUUUCGCUCCAUGACAUGACUUACACAGAGGUUUUCUCUUUGUGGGCUGUGAGCCCUAAGAGUUUAGGCGGCCUGAACUAUACUACCGAGGAUGUUGGUACAGUCCUGUCUAUCACAGGGGUGGGGCUUCUCCUUUUCCAGACUUCAUUAUAUCCAAUGGCACAAAGAAUGUUCGGCCCCAUCGGUGUAGCUCGCAUCUCAGGAGUUUUGUCUAUACCUCUACUCACAUCGUAUCCAUACAUAGCGUUGUUAUCAGGCUUCAUGCUCACGUUUACGUUAAAUCUUGCAUCGAUCGUGAAGAAUGUUUUAUCUGUGUCUAUCAUUACCGGCACGUUCAUGCUGCAAAAUAAAGCUGUGGAUCAACACCAAAGAGGCGCGGCCAAUGGUAUAGCCAUGACUUUGCAGUCAAUUUGCAAAGCAAUUGGUCCUGCAUGUGGAGGAGCACUUUUGUCAUGGUCCCAAAAGAGACAAAAUGCAACAUUUCUUCCUGGAGACCAGAUGAUAUUUUUCUUCUUGAAUGUGAUUGAAGGAAUUGGAGUUCUACUGACCUUCAAGCCAUUUUUGAUCACAAAUCAUUACUAGUUGGUGGCACUUGAAUUAAGCUUCAGCCUAUAGAUCCAUAGUUGUUUAAUAUAUCUGAUUCUUCAGGAACCCAAGGACUCUUGUUUUUGGGUUACUAUAAUUGUCCAAAUAAACAUUUUUUUUAUAUUGACUUUCUACAAAGUCAACCAUAUGGGCCUCUAGCUUUGUAUUGUAUAGUAUUAAUGAAUUAUGUUUAGGCUGUGGAUGUCAUUCAUUUUGUCAAGGGGGUAAAAAAAGUUUAAAGUAUAAGAAAUGUCAAUGAUUUGUCUCAA